Messenger RNA from Erinaceus europaeus (western European hedgehog), 2274 nucleotides. RefSeq names its product disintegrin and metalloproteinase domain-containing protein 18-like. The record is from RefSeq and is a predicted model, not a curated record. Gene Ontology annotation, cellular component: plasma membrane. Bases 3 to 2216 code for a protein of 737 amino acids. Lineage: Eukaryota; Metazoa; Chordata; Mammalia; Eulipotyphla; Erinaceidae. Gene Ontology annotation, molecular function: metalloendopeptidase activity. Gene Ontology annotation, biological process: binding of sperm to zona pellucida; cell adhesion; proteolysis. The transcript is spliced from 20 exons.
CCAUGUUCUUUCUCCUUGCACUGCUCACUGAGCUUGGAGAGCUGUCUUCCCACCUUCGUGCUGAAGAAAUAUUACUGCAUGUCACAGUUCCACAGAAAUUAUGGUCGAAUAAGAGUGAAGAUUCAGGGAAACAAGUGACUUACAUGAUUACAGUUGAUGAAAAACCAUAUACUCUGCAUCUUAAAAAGCACACAUUUCUACCUCAGAACUUUUUGGUUUAUAUUUAUGAUGAAACUGGAUAUUUACAUGUUGAGCCUUUAUCUUUUAAGAUAUUUUGCCAUUACCAAGGAUACAUUGCUAAUUUUCCGAAUUCAGCUGCAACACUUGACAUCUGCACUGGACUUAGGGGAUUUCUUCAGUUUGGAAAUGUCAGCUAUGGAAUUGAGCCACUGGAGUCUUCAACAAAGUUUGAGCACAUAAUUUAUCAAGUGAAUAAUGUUAAUGCAGACAUACCAAUGCAAGUCUCAAAUUAUAGUAGCAUUUGGCAAGAGGAUCAUCCCUCUAAAGUUAUUUUAAGUUCACAGAAGAAAUCUAUUUCGAAAUUAUUACCGCAGGAACUAAGAAUACACAUCAUAGUGGAGAAAGCUUUUUAUGAUCAUAUGGGAUCGGAAAAAAUGGCCGUUACACAGAAAAUUAUUCAGAUUAUUGCUCUUGUAAACUCUCUUUUUGCUCAGUUCAAAUUGACUGUGGUACUAUCAUCCUUGGAAUUGUGGUCAAAUAAUAACCAAAUUUCUACCAACGGGGAUGCUGAUAAUUUAUUACAGCGAUUCGUGGCAUGGAAAAACAGCUAUCUUAUCCUACAACCCUAUGACAUAGCACUCUUGCUUACUUACAGGAAACAGCCUAAAUAUGUUGGAGCAACAUUUCCAGGAACAAUAUGCAACAAAACCUAUGGUGCAGAUGUUGCUGUGUAUUCAGAUGCAGUAACGUUGGAGGGAUUUUCAGUUACUAUAGCUCAAAUACUCAGCCUCAAAAUAGGAUUAAAAUAUGACAGCAGUAAAUGCAUUUGUCCAGGAGCUACAUGUAUAAUGAAUCAUAAAGCAAUGUAUUUCAGUGGUAUGAAGAUUUUUAGCAAUUGUAGCAUGGAUGACUAUAGAUAUUUUGCUUCAAAACUUGCGGAUGGAUGUCUGUGGAACUCUCCAAAUAUCCAGUCACGAGACCAAAAUCAACCUGUGUGUGGAAAUGGAAUUUUGGAGCCUGGUGAAGAAUGUGACUGUGGCAGUGAAGAAGAGUGUACAUUUAAAAUGUGCUGUGAUUAUAGUACAUGUAGACUGAAAGGCUCAGUAGAAUGUGGUUCUGGACCAUGCUGUACAUCCACCUGUGAGUUAUCAAAAGCAGGUACUCCAUGUAGAAAGAGUGUUGAUGAAGAAUGUGAUUUUACAGAGUAUUGCAAUGGGACUUCUAGUAGCUGUGUUCCAGACACUUAUGUAUUGAAUGGCAAAUUGUGUGGUUUGGGAACUGCAUAUUGUUAUAAUGGACAAUGCCAGACUACUGAUAGCCAGUGUACCAAGGUAUUUGGAAAAGGUGCUCAAGGUGCUCCAUUUGCCUGUUUUGAAGAAAUUAAUUCUCCACUUGGUAGACUUGGAAACUGUGGAUUCAAAGGUUCACAGCCUUUACCUUGUGGACAAAAGGAUGUUCUCUGUGGAAAAUUAGCUUGCAUUUGGCCACAUACAAGUAUUUAUAAAAGUGAUGUUGAAGCCGCAGUUUACUCAUAUAUCAAAGGUCAUGUUUGUAUGUCCAUAACUACUGAAUCAUCCGUAAUGGUAGAUGGAAGAGACUAUACCUAUGUAGCUGAUGGAACUGUGUGUGGGCCACAAAUGUAUUGUGUAAAUAAGACUUGCAAAAAAGCUCAACUGGUGGAAUAUAGCUGUAAUGCCAAUAAAAAAUGCAAAGGGAAUGGGAUAUGUAAUAAUUUAGGUAACUGCCACUGUUUUCCUGACUAUAGACCUCCAAAUUGUGAAUUCCAGAUUGGCUCACCAGGGGGCAGCAUUGAUGAUGGAAAUGUUCAGAAAGCUGAUACAGUUUUUACUAGAAGUUACAAAACACAUCAGAAUAACUGGCUUAUACUGAGUUUCUAUAUUGCUCUGCCAUUUUUAAUAAUUUUCACCAUUAUGCUCAUAAAGCGAAAUGAAAUGAGAAAAUCCUGCAACAGAGAGAAUGCAGAAUAUGAAGGUAAUUCAGUCAUUGUACCAGAAAGCUAUGAUGUGUACAAGUAAUAUAUCAAGAACAUCAUCAACCAGUGGCUGGUUGCCAGAAGAGAACAUGCUCUGUAUC